Messenger RNA from Magallana angulata, 1603 nucleotides. RefSeq names its product carboxypeptidase O-like. Lineage: Eukaryota; Metazoa; Mollusca; Bivalvia; Ostreida; Ostreidae. Gene Ontology annotation, molecular function: metallocarboxypeptidase activity; zinc ion binding. The transcript is spliced from 6 exons. Gene Ontology annotation, biological process: proteolysis. The coding region runs from base 140 to 1432 and encodes 430 amino acids. The record is from RefSeq and is a predicted model, not a curated record.
UGAUUAUCGGCUUACACAACGGAGUUAUCUUAUGAUCUUUAAAAUGUAAAAUCUUUAAAAUAGUAUGCUUAUUAUAUAUAUAUUGCACUGACAACGCAAGUAACCUAUUUAUGGGUCUUUUGACAAUGCAUAUUUCGAAAUGAUACCAUGGAAUCAUGGCAAAAGAUUACCUACGAUCCCGGGUAGGUGUAAAGGACAGAUUGUUAUAUUGUGUUACACGCUACUUUUCUACAGUGUAACAUGUGUUGAUGUGGAACCACAAAAAGAAAUCUAUGUGCCAAAUUACAAUGUUUACCACAAUUUAACCCGCAUUGGCAAAGAAGUCGAAUACCUUUUAAAAUUCCCAAAUUAUGUCAAAGUGUAUACCCAUCAUAAAUCCCGACAGAAUAGACAACAGUAUCUGCUGCACAUCUCAAACUUCACAAAACACAGUGAAAAGUUUGACAACUUGGUUGAAAAGCCUCGAAUACUUUUUUCCUUCGGUGAGCAUGCAAGAGAAUUUCUUCCAGUUGAGAGUGCAAUUUAUUUCAUAAGGAACUUGACAGGUGGCCUUUUACCAGAUGUAGAUGGCUUUUCAAGACAGUUUACUCAACAAAUCCUUUCCCUAGUAGAUUUAUACAUUAUACUAAUGGCUAAUCCAGAUGGCCGUCACCAUGUUGAAAAGACAAAGAAUUACUGCUGGCGGGGAACUAGUACUGGAGUCGAUCUUGAUAGAAACUUUGAAUGGGAGUUUGGUGGAAAAGGAAGCUCAAGUGAUACUGAGGAUGAGGAGUACAGAGGGAAAGAUCCAUUUUCAGAGCCAGAGAGUUUAGUUUUCCAGGAAAUCACAUCUGAUGUCUCAUUUGAUGCUUUUUUCUCCUUCCAUUCAGGAAUCAAUCAUAUUUACAUUCCAUAUUCAGAUACAAAAUCCAGACAGCUCAAGAGAGUGCCAGAUAACAUCCAGGAGAUGUUGAGAUUAGCGGCUCAGUUGUCUCGCUCUACAAAGUACAAGUACAGAUUCGGAACUUCACACCAGCUCAUCAACUACACAGCUGAUGGCACCAUAUUUGACUACAUGGCAGGGAUUCAAAAAAUACCCUUUUCUUUUACUGUGGAGUUGUGGGGUAAACAACAUCAGGGAAUGAGUUGUUUUGAUUUAUUCAACCCUAAAAGUGAUGAGUUACAGAAAGUAGUCAGCAAUUUGCAUCCCCUCUAUAUCAACAUAAUACGAUAUCUCUCGGAAUGGAAAUCCAGAAACAUUGCAAAAAUGACCAAUCCAUAUUCGGAGCGACCAUCCAUGGUGCUGGGAUACAUGUUAUUGGGGAUAACAGCGUCUGUGUCAGCCAUGAUUUGUCUCCACAGAAAGUUCAGAAACUGUCCAAAAAUUUACACGCACCAAAGAAUCGUGUCCCUGAAAACUCUCAGUUCCUCAUUCCCUGCAAAGAAUCUGUGACAGUGUGAAACAUUUCAGUGUUCAUUCUUUUUUUUUCUUUUUUUUUUUUAAACAUAUCACAUGUAUACCAAACAGACAGAAGUCCCUAAUAUGAACUAAAAAAUCUUUGUAUUUAUAUUGUUCUGAUGUUGAUAUAUUUUAUUCAUUAAAUUAGAUAUAGACCAAUAACAA